AUUUUUGCACGAUUCACAUCUGUGCUGUGCACCGUGGAAGGAUAUUUACCUUUUCGCACAUACCUUUUUAAUGGUCGAAAAACCCAAUAUUCUUGGUAACAAACCUUUAAUUUUGCAGAAUUUAGUUUAAGUAGCAAUAUAAUAGCAGGUCUUGGUUUAAUUUCAAGUUUCGUGAAACUACAUAACCAUGCCGCCGAAAAAACCUAGUGCUGGUGGCGGUGGCGGCGGCAGCAAAAAGACUGAGCAGAAGAAGAAAGAGAAGGUUAUUGAGGACAAGACCUUCGGUUUGAAAAACAAGAAGGGAGCGAAGCAGCAGAAAUUUAUUCAACAAGUUGAGAAACAGGUGAAGAGUGGAGGCAUCCACCCUGCCAAGCCUAUGGAUGACAAGAAAAAGGAGAAAGAGGCCAAAAUGAAGGAGCAGAAGGAACUGGCGAUGCUGUUCAAACCUGUCCAAACACAAAAAGUUGAGAAGGGUACUGACCCCAAGUCAGUGGUAUGCGCUUUCUUUAAACAAGGUCAAUGUACAAAGGGUGAUAAGUGCAAGUUUUCUCAUGACUUGACACUGGAGAGAAAGGCUGAAAAACGUUCUCUGUACGUGGACAUGCGUGACGAUGAAGAUACUAUGGAUAAUUGGGACGAGGACAAACUGAAAGAAGUAGUUCAGAAGAAACAUGAGGAGGAAAAGCAGAGGCCCACCACUGACAUUAUUUGCAGACAUUUCCUUGAAGCUGUCGAAAAAUCUAAAUACGGUUGGUUCUGGGAAUGUCCGUCGGGAUCCAAGUGCAUAUACCGACAUGCUCUGCCGCCAGGCUUCGUACUCAAACGAGAUAAAAAGAAAUUGGAAGAGAAGAAGAAUGAGAUUUCCCUGGUCGAUUUAAUAGAGAGGGAGAGGGCUGCGCUCGGGCCGAACCAGACGAAAAUCACGUUGGAAACCUUCCUCGCUUGGAAGAAGAAGAAGAUCAAGGAGAAACAGGAGCUGGCGGUGGCGGCGGAGGAGCAGCGGCGCAGCGACUUCCGCGCGGGGCGCGCCGUGGGGCUGUCGGGGCGCGAGAUGUUCUCCUUCGACCCCGCGCUGGCGCUGGCCGCCGACGAGGACGACGACGCCGUGGACCUGGCGCACUACGGCCAGCAGGACCCCGACCCCGACCACUACAAGGAGCUCACGCUCGACCUCGUCGGCAUGGAGGCCAGCGAGGCGGACGACACAGGUACGAAGGCAACAGAAGACAGAUUGCAGCAGCUGAGCCACGGGCUGGAGAACGGCGCGGGCGGCGGCGAGGCCGCGGACCCGGCCUCGCCCGCCGGGGACCAGGACGCCGCCGUCCCCAUCAACGAGAACCUCUUCCUCGACGAGGAUUUAGACGAAGAACUUCAGAACCUCGAUCUAGAGGAUUAGGAUUUUUUAAUUACUUGUUUACAGCCACUAAUAACUUGGUACUACAGAGAACUGCAGCAAUCCCCCGUCUCUAUCCUACAAGCCUAACGUCGUGCAUCUCGCUCUAACUCUUUUCUUCUCAUCAGACGUACCAAGUUGAAUUGGCUGUAAUAUGAGUGUCUACUCAAUACUGUGUACUUUGGUUUCCACUCGCAUUAUGAACUCAUUUUUCAAUUGACGACAUGAAGAUCAUUUUUUCUACCCUUUACCGAAAUUUAAAACAAGAGGAUUAAUUUAUUAAAAUGUGUGACAAGUACGUAAAUUGAAAAGAAAAUUGAAUUUCAACUUGCUGUAGCCUACAUAGUUAUCAUUAUAUUUAUUGAUAGCAAAAUAUCUUGAAAGAUAAUGAUUAAUGUGCAACCUACUUAUCUUAAUAAUCGUUAAAUAUUACGAUAUAAAUUAUCAAAAAAUUCGGCGCUUGAAUUCAUCGCAUAAGAGAUGCAACCCAUACACAAUGUCCAGAUGUAUCAUCCAAAUGUUUAUAUCCUAAAUAUAGUAACGUAUUUGUAAAUAAAAUAACAUAUUUUAA
Messenger RNA from Trichoplusia ni (cabbage looper), 1964 nucleotides. RefSeq names its product zinc finger CCCH domain-containing protein 15 homolog. NCBI's taxonomy places the organism in Eukaryota, Metazoa, Arthropoda, Insecta, Lepidoptera, Noctuidae. Gene Ontology annotation, molecular function: metal ion binding; mRNA binding. The record is from RefSeq and is a predicted model, not a curated record. Gene Ontology annotation, cellular component: cytosol. Gene Ontology annotation, biological process: cytoplasmic translation. Bases 188 to 1396 code for a protein of 402 amino acids. The transcript has 7 exons.